CGACUCUCGAAAAGUGGCGCAACGGGUGAGUUGCAGAAGGAGGCGAGAGGUACUCCUUACGCAGAUACGGUGAAAAUGACCAUAUUACAACCGGUUCGUUUUCCCUCUAAUCUUAGGCUGAUCCCUUCAUGCAACAACGUAACUCCAUGAGUCACUUUCUGUAUGAAGGACAUCUGGGGAACUGCGUGUGCGGACCCUCAACCUUAACCUGAACUGCGUUACAUUAUCACUUUCUUGCUGCUCAGCUUUUAACAAGUUGUAGAAACAAGGUUGUUGUCGCACACCAUUCAACGGAACAAGUAGUAGUUUCUUUCCGCUGCUGAAUUCAGCAACUACUACUUCUGCAACUACUGCUUAAUAUCAAGUUCCAACUUCCUCACACAGCCAUCAACAAGUCAUUAUCGGCGCUUGGCGAUGUGAUUGCGGCAAGAGCACUGCGGCAGGCUCAUGUCCCCUACAGGAAUUCCACGCUGACGUAUCUCUUACAAAGCAGCUUAUCGGGAGAUGCAAAAAGUUUGAUGUUAUGGAAGGAAGUGUUGAAUAGAUACUUAUUCAUUCGAACAAGGCAUUUGAACUGUUCAGUAUCACCAUGACCGAUCUAACCAUAGUAUUAGGAUCCAAACUCUAUCCCAAGACCCUAAAUCUUAGUAUCACCAUCUUCAACACUUCGUGUCUAAUGAAAUCAGACUGAAACCUCACACAGCCAAAAUACUCUCGAAUAUACUUGUUACAUGCAAACCUGAUUGAAAUUAUCUUAGAACCUGAUCUAGGAAGGGACGAUGAACGAACGCGCCUCACUCUACUUCAAAAUCACAGCAGUAGAGGCACAACGUACUUCAAAAUCAUAACAGUAAAAAGGCAAACACAUUCCCCAGUAGAGGAAAAUACAUUCCCCAGUAGAGGCAAACACAUGCGCAUGGCCCAAACGCAUGCACUCUCGUCUAAUGUUCCUGUUACAAGUGAGUCCAGCAGAUGUCGGCGAGACUGCGUGCUCCUUAAAAUUCGGCGCUCGUGUGAAUGCCAUCGAGAACGGAAAGGGGCGGCUCUCAGCGACCACUAGUAUCUAGCCAUGAUAUCGGGAUCUUUCUGUAAGUGUUUUACCCUUUGCUUGCCCGCACGCUCGACGGAGGAGUUGUAACACGAGGAAAACUAGAUGAAAAAAUAGUACAAAUGAACUUUACCAGUUGUAGUAGUACCCGUUUAGAAUCAGAAACAUAGAGGACACCCCCACGAGCACUUGGAUGC
Amoebophrya sp. A25 is the source of this 1245-nucleotide messenger RNA. The record is from the annotation of a GenBank genome assembly. Lineage: Eukaryota; Dinophyceae; Syndiniales; Amoebophryaceae.